Suillus clintonianus is the source of this 845-nucleotide messenger RNA. RefSeq names its product ubiquitin-conjugating enzyme. The transcript is spliced from 7 exons. Bases 153 to 602 code for a protein of 149 amino acids. Gene Ontology annotation, cellular component: nucleus. Gene Ontology annotation, molecular function: ubiquitin conjugating enzyme activity. The record is from RefSeq and is a predicted model, not a curated record. NCBI's taxonomy places the organism in Eukaryota, Fungi, Basidiomycota, Agaricomycetes, Boletales, Suillaceae. Gene Ontology annotation, biological process: protein K63-linked ubiquitination; DNA damage tolerance.
GUCAAAGCCACUUGAAUCAGUGGCGGGGCUGGAAGGGGCGUGAGAAUAAAAUACCGUACAUGGCUUAUGCAGUGGCAUUGCUGUGGGCAAUCUCGUUUCAAUCUCAUUCUCAGUGUCUACCACCGUGCACGACUUGACCUUGAGCCUUAGAUAUGGCUCUUCCCAAGCGGAUCAUCAAGGAAACUGAGCGCCUCGUCGCAGACCCCGCGCCUGGAAUUACUGCCGCACCGCAUGAGGACAACCUGCGUUACUUUGAUGUAACGAUCCAAGGGCCUGAUGGCAGUCCCUUCCAACAGGGUGUGUUUCACCUGGAACUAUUCCUGCCGGAGGAAUACCCCAUGAGUCCCCCAAAGGUACGAUUUCUCACAAAGAUAUACCACCCAAACAUCGACAAACUGGGUAGAAUCUGUUUAGAUAUUUUGAAAGACAAAUGGUCCCCCGCAUUGCAAAUUCGGACAGUCUUGUUGUCGAUACAAGCUUUGCUAAGUGCGCCCAAUCCAGACGACCCAUUGGCUACCGAUGUCGCCAAGCACUACAAGGAAGAUGAGAAGGACGCACAAAGGGUCAGCAGGGAAUGGACGGAGAAGUAUGCGUUCAACUGAUAAUACUGGAAUAUCACAACGGUCUGGAUACACGAGAUGAGGACUUCAUCCUUAGGCUUCUAAGUCUGAUUCGGCGUGGAUGCGGGGUUCGUUUACUAGAUCAAAUUAGACGUGGCCUCCAGGAAAGGGGACUUGAUGUGGUCAUGCGUUGAUUAAUACUUUCGUAAGUCGCUCGUAAGGGCAGCACAAUUUGUAUUUGUUCGACGAAUAGUUGGGCCGAAAUUGGGCUUGGGUAUUGAUCUA